This is a messenger RNA of Carica papaya (papaya), 669 nucleotides long. Lineage: Eukaryota; Viridiplantae; Streptophyta; Magnoliopsida; Brassicales; Caricaceae. The record is from RefSeq and is a predicted model, not a curated record.
UCAAAUGCUGUAAUAGGGCUUCGAGUGCAACUUCAGUUACUGAAGCUGGAGUCUGAGGCAUAUGAAGAGGGGCCAAUGCUUAUUUCAAGUGAUGAAGAUGGUGUGGAGGAACCUAUUGAAUUGGCUGAUGAGAAGAUGAUACCAAAAGCUGAAGAGAACUGGGAAUCUUUGUACUUAGCUGAUCUCUUAACUGACUCUGGACUUAAGGAUGCCGAUGCUGACACUUUCAUGGCGAGAUGCCACUCUCCAGAAUGCCCAGUGAGUCUCUCGGUAUUCGAAGGACUUGAAAAGAAAUAUUGUAAUCUGCAAUCAUGGUCAAGGUCAGAGAGGAGGUUACUCUUCGACUGCAUAAAUAAAAAGCUUCUGGAGAUUUUUGAGCAUUUAACAGAUCCACACCCAUGGGUGAGACCUGCAAGGAGGGUAGUUCCUACUAAGGAUAACAAAAAUGGAUUGGCGGAAACCCUGCAGGAGCUGCUCAUUUGCCAAGACAAGAAAGCUGGUACAGAUGCGGGGGAGAUGACUCUGAGCAGGGACUCACAGUGGUUAGAUAUGGGAGUUGAUAUUGAUAUAAUUGGUAGAGAAAUUGAGAGAUUGUUGACGGAUGAAUUGGUUGCCGAGGCAAUAAUAGUAAUGUAGAGAUUUUCAAUACAAAAACUUUUUUCUAGUCAA